Molecule: messenger RNA, 2109 nt
Organism: Fusarium coffeatum
Lineage: Eukaryota; Fungi; Ascomycota; Sordariomycetes; Hypocreales; Nectriaceae
Exons: 2
Coding region: 1-2109 (702 amino acids)
Biological process (GO): positive regulation of transcription by RNA polymerase II; DNA-templated transcription
Molecular function (GO): sequence-specific DNA binding; zinc ion binding; DNA-binding transcription factor activity, RNA polymerase II-specific
Source: RefSeq, a predicted model, not a curated record
AUGGAGUUGGAGACACAAUUACAUGAUACCGAGAAUGCAUCGAUUGAAGCGUCUCCAGCUACUUCAAAUCUGACAUCCAGCGAAGAAUCCACACAGACUUUCACCACUGGGAGUGGUGAGGGACAAUCUAGCUUUAUCGGAUCUUCAAGUGGAAUCCACUUGGUUCGAUCAGCCCUCGAGUGCGCUCAGCAGGAUUACUCGAAUCUGGAAACACCGUCAGAAUCUGCAGAAGCGCGACCCAAUCCUCCACAGCCACAAAAGUAUAAUGAAAGGACUGCUUUACCCCCACGAGAACUGGCAAAUAAUCUGAAAGACACCUUUUUCAGCUGUUAUCAAAUUCAGUAUCCGAUUCUAAACCAGGAACAAUUCGAGAAGACCAUGUCACAAUUCUACGAUGAUCAUGAAGGCAGGAAUGACACCUCUGACUUGUCAGCUGUGGACGUACGAGUGCGGUUUAUGAUCAACAUGGUUCUUGCGAUUCCCCUAAUGUCUAUGGCUGGGGACCAUGACGAAAGUCAUACAUUGUCAAAGAGUCUCACUGCCAAUGCCAUGGUUGAUGCAGGCCACAUCAUGCAAGCAAAGAACGUGCAGUCUCUACAAUGUCUACUGCUACUUUUGUUACUUUCAAUAGUGGAUUCUUCUUCCGCGCCCGUCUGGUAUAUAUCGGGCCUAUGCAUGAGGAUGUGCAUUGAUUUGGGAUACCAUUCAGAAAGGACUAUCGAUAUGUCUUCUUUCUCGGGUGCGACCGACACGCGCAAAGAGGAAGAAGCAGAUAUUAAGCGCCGCCUCUUUUGGAUUGCGCGUAGCUUUGACAGAACCUUCGCCGUCCUACUGGGUCGUCCUUUCACCUUUGACAAUCUGCCAGUCGAUGUUGACUUACCUGGCUGCUCCCUGACGUCUACGAACCGUCAACAGACAUUACAUUGGCUUGAGCUGCAGCGACUGCAAAGCGUGAUAGUUCAUAGGCUUCACGGUACACGAGACGCCAUCGAUCGACACCAUACAGAAGAUUCAGAACUUGAGAUAUCUCAAUGGAUGAUAAACAUGGCGGAAAGUCUGAGAGAUUGGAAUAAUAUCGCCCAAACGCUUGCUGACCCUUGUGGCUGCGACGUCAAUUGGUGGAGCUACUGGCAUAGAACAGCUUUGCUCAUUUUGUACCGGCCAUCUUCGUUACGACCAAGCCUCAGUCCAUCCGAGACAUUGUCUUGCUACAUGGCGGCGAAAGAACUCAUACAACUAUCAUUUCUCCGCAUUAGUGAAGGCUUGGCGGACUUUACUUGGAUUGAUCUUCACUUCCAAUUCAUGAGCGGUAUUACUAUGAUACUCAUUAUAUGGAAGAAUGUAGAAGCGAGGAAUAAGGCUCAAGAGGAUUGGGUCUCGCUCAAGAGUACCCUGUUUCAGUGGAAGUUGAUAUUGGAGAGACUUGGAGCGCGUUGGGAACGAAUCGGUCGAGCUCGUGAAGUACUGUCUAGAUUGGCCGAUGCUACGGUCGACCUGGUGGAGAAGGAUCCUGCAAGACCUACAGGCGCCCUUCAGACAAGGGUGUUUCAAGGCAGGAGAGAAACAAGACGUAGCCAAAGGCACUCGAUCAUACAAAGACUUCGAAAUCUAUCACAGCAAGAUCGAAGUUCAGCUGGAUCCUGUCGGGACUCGAGGUUACCUGAUUCUAACACAGCGUCCGAUGGAAAUACCAUACAGUUAAGCAACUCCAUCAACAACAGGAAUCCCGAACAUCGAGGUCAGGAUGUGACCACUACGCAGGAGCUUCCACUAGGACCUGCAGGGUGGAACUGGACCGAUUCUAACGUUAAUAUACAACAAGAGACAGCUAUUGGGUCACAAGCUGUUGGUAAUACCUCGAACUGGGAGGCAGAAGAAACACUCUGGCCACUACUCAAUCUAUCUGAUAUCACGACUGGCACUGAUGAGUUGGAUCUCUGGGCGUAUUUCUCCGCUCCGAUGCUGGACAUGGAGAAUCUAGCCCUCCCAAACUUCAACGGUGGCAUCAGACUUGACGAGUCCCUUAACAAUAGUAUCCUCAACUUUCAAGGGGAUCUCGACUACUUGCCUUCUCCAACCGGAGCCAACGGUACUGAGGGAAGUCAUUGA